GUCUUCUUCAUUUGCCUAUAAAUGCAAGUACCCAAUUUCUGCACGCCACAAUAUAUCCAAAUGUUUCUCUCUUGUUCUUUCUGUCACUCUCUCUAAAUGUUUCUCCUCUUCAGUAGUCUAGAGAACAUAAGCUCUGCUCAGGGACAGCUUCACCACAACACAACUACAGGGAUGUGGACGGGAGCAGCUUCGAUGGCGAGUUUGUGGGUGGCUUCUGGUCCAACAAUUGCGAGCUUCAUGUUUGCUUGGGCUAUGAUUCAACAAUACUGCCCACGAGCAGUUGUUCGAUUCUUUCAAAAAUACUGGAGUAGACUCAUGAAUUACUUCCAUCCUUACAUCCAGAUAUCAAUCCAUGAGUUUGCUGGCGAACGCCUCAAGAGUAGUGAAGCAUUCACUGCUAUUGAAUCAUAUCUCAGCAAGAAUUCGUCCAACACUGCCAAAAGACUCAAAGCGGAGAUAGGUAAAGAUAGCACCAACUUGGUGUUCAGCAUGGAUGAUCAUGAGAAGGUGACUGACGAAUUUCAAGGAGUGAAAGUAUGGUGGGUUUUAAACAGAACAGGUUCAUCAACAAAUUCUGACAACUCGUAUAGUCCUGACAGGAGAUACUAUUCACUCACUUUCCAUAAGAAGCACAGAAGUUUAGUUACAGAACCAUACUUGAAGCAUGUCUUGAGCGAAGGGAAAGAAAUCCGAGUAAGAAACAGGCAAAGGAAGCUUUACACGAAUGGUUCAGGUGGAAGAUGGAGUUACCACCACACUAUGUGGAGCCACAUAGUAUUUGAGCACCCUGCAACAUUUGACACAAUAGCGAUGGAAGCAGAGAAAAAGCAGGAGAUUAUAGAUGAUUUGCUGACCUUCACUAGCAGUAAGGAUUUUUAUGCUCGAAUUGGGAAGGCCUGGAAACGUGGGUAUCUACUAUUUGGUCCGCCAGGGACAGGGAAAUCAACUAUGAUUGCUGCAAUAGCCAAUCUACUAAACUAUGAUAUCUAUGACUUGGAACUCACAGCAGUAAAGAACAACACAGAGCUUCGGAAGCUUUUGAUUGAGACUACAAGUAAAUCCAUAAUUGUGAUUGAGGACAUUGACUGCUCACUCGAUCUUACGGGGCAGAGGAAGAAGAAAGAAAAGAAGUCUGAGGACGAUGAGAAAGAAAAACCCCCCAAGGAAUCUUCCAACAAAGAAGAUGAUACCAGCAGCAAAGUCACUCUCUCUGGAUUGUUGAACUUCAUCGAUGGAAUAUGGUCAGCCUGUGGAGGGGAAAGACUAAUCAUUUUCACAACCAAUUAUGUGGAGAAGCUUGAUCCAGCCCUCAUCAGAACUGGUCGGAUGGACAAACAUAUUGAGCUUUCUUAUUGCAGUUUUGAGUCAUUCCUAGUGCUGGCAAAAAAUUACCUGAAUCUUGAAACUCAUCCGCUAUUUGAUCAAAUCAAAGAACUGAUGGAAGAUGUCAAAAUCACACCUGCUGACGUUGCAGAGAACCUCAUGCCCAAGUCUCCAAAAGAUGACAUUGAGAAACGUCUUCUCAAAUUGAUUCAAACUCUACAAGGGGCAAAGGAAGCAGCGAUCAUUAAGGAAUCUCAAGAAGUAAGUACAGCGGGAUCAACCAUAACUGAUCUACAGUUACAAACUGAAGGCUCAUCUUCAAGUUGAAUUUAGCACUUUCUGCCUAGUGCUCCUAUCUAACAAUGUUAUGGAAUUCUCUUAGUUAAUAAAAUGCCCAAGUUAUUAGCUUAAUAAUUCUUACCU
Molecule: messenger RNA, 1746 nt
Organism: Cucurbita maxima (winter squash)
Lineage: Eukaryota; Viridiplantae; Streptophyta; Magnoliopsida; Cucurbitales; Cucurbitaceae
Product: AAA-ATPase At3g28580-like
Exons: 1
Coding region: 97-1650 (517 amino acids)
Molecular function (GO): ATP binding; ATP hydrolysis activity
Source: RefSeq, a predicted model, not a curated record